This is a messenger RNA of Alligator sinensis (Chinese alligator), 627 nucleotides long. RefSeq lists its product as uncharacterized. The record is from RefSeq and is a predicted model, not a curated record. Lineage: Eukaryota; Metazoa; Chordata; Crocodylia; Alligatoridae. The transcript has 7 exons. Bases 1 to 627 code for a protein of 208 amino acids.
AUGAUACAAGCCACUAUUUCCCUCCUCCUUCUGCUCGUCUGCCUGUGUGCUUGUGAUACUCAUGCUGAUAUCCUUGGGGAUCUGGAGGCAGAUGUACCUGUUCCAGUUCUACCUGAAGAUAAUAUUAACUCAAUGACUAAUUCACUUUAUGUUCCAAAAUCUGCCCCAUAUCCAUUGGACCUGAUGCAUCAGAUUUUAGAGACAUAUAGACAGCACACGGAGAAGGAGGAGUCCAGUGAAAAGGAGAAGAAAACACAGAUACUUUUAAAAGGCCGUAGUACCAGUCUACAAGCCUCAGAUAAAAAUAAAGAACAAUUUGAAGCAACAUCCAUGCCAGAGCCUCAAAGUGUGUCAGAAAAAGUGGACAUAAAAAAUCCCAAAAUAUAUGCAUUUUUUAAAAAGAAUGAAGGUAUUCAGCACAAGGACAUUAAACCCAUACCAAAAUCUAUUGUAGCAGCUUGCAUCUCAGUCCCUGGUAUCCUUGUGGCUAUGAUAAUAUUGAUGCACAUAGUUUCUUCGAAGUAUUUGAAGAAUAAAGAGACAAAACUAAACCCCAUCUGUGAAUCAGCGGAUCUACAGAUCAGUCCUCCAGAAAAGAAUCAAUUAAAGAUUGAAGAUCAAAGAUGA